AUGCCAGAUACUGUAGAAAUAUUGAAGUUGGAAAACUUUACUAAUUUAACUAGAAAUAUUAUUGAAAAGUUAAACAUUUUCAUGCCAAAUAUUAAAUUAUUAGAAGCAAUAUGUAUAAAUAAAGGGCAAUUUAAAGUUCCAGAGCAGGUAAAACUUUUUUCCAUAAGACAAUAUGAAGAUAUGGAAAAUGAAAAUACUGAAAUGCUGAAAAGUCAUGAACAAUGA
This is a messenger RNA of Strongyloides ratti, 225 nucleotides long. RefSeq lists its product as hypothetical. The transcript is spliced from 3 exons. Bases 1 to 225 code for a protein of 74 amino acids. Lineage: Eukaryota; Metazoa; Nematoda; Chromadorea; Rhabditida; Strongyloididae. The record is from RefSeq and is a predicted model, not a curated record.